This is a messenger RNA of Lontra canadensis (Northern American river otter), 316 nucleotides long. RefSeq names its product ELL-associated factor 2-like. NCBI's taxonomy places the organism in Eukaryota, Metazoa, Chordata, Mammalia, Carnivora, Mustelidae. The transcript has 2 exons. The coding region runs from base 1 to 294 and encodes 97 amino acids. The record is from RefSeq and is a predicted model, not a curated record.
AUGCCUGUGUUUUUUAAUGAACUGAAGGCAGAAGCUAGUCUAAUGGACCAAAUGAGUAGUUGUGAUAGUUCAUCGGAUUCCAAAAAUUCAUCAUCUUCAAGUAGUGAGGAUAGUUCCAGUGACUCAGAUGAUGAACAGUGCACAUCCUCUCCUUCUGAGCCAGGGAAUUAUAUCUCAGGACAUCCUGCCAUGUCUGCCAUGCCACAUGGCAGGAUUUCUGAUAUGGAUGCUGACCAGAAUAGACUUCAUGACAAUAGUGGCCUUCUGAUGAAUACUUUAAGUAAGUGUAUAUAAACAUGAGUAAUUGAAAAAGUAA